Messenger RNA from Prunus persica (peach), 1413 nucleotides. RefSeq lists its product as uncharacterized. The transcript is spliced from 3 exons. Gene Ontology annotation, molecular function: nucleic acid binding; RNA-DNA hybrid ribonuclease activity. The coding region runs from base 1 to 1413 and encodes 470 amino acids. Lineage: Eukaryota; Viridiplantae; Streptophyta; Magnoliopsida; Rosales; Rosaceae. The record is from RefSeq and is a predicted model, not a curated record. Gene Ontology annotation, biological process: DNA integration.
AUGGUCACGAAAAGCAAGGAAAAAGCAGACGACACCUCCCUUGCCGAUUCAAACCUACCUAACGACAUGUGGCAAUUGCAUGUAGACGGAGCAUCAAAUCAUAAAGGAUCAGGGGCAGGCGUCGUCAUAAUCACCCCAGACGGAUCCUUGUUGGAACAAGCCAUCACACUAGGCUUUUCUGCUUCAAACAACGAGGCAGAAUAUGAGGCAUUGCUCGCAGGACUGCGCCUAGCAAAAGAACUGACGAUCAAGAGAUUAGCCAUCUACUCAGGCUCCCAGCUGAUCACGAAUCAAGCCUCAGAGAACACUCAUGCAGAUGCGUUGGCAAGCCUAGGAUCAACGCUGGACAGCCAGUUCAGACGCUCCAUCCCAGUCAAACACUUUGACCGACCAAGCAUCGAAGAAAUAGAGCCAAUCGACUCAAUGCAGAUCGAUGAAGACCCCAGCUGGCAAGACCCCAUCAUCGACUACUUAGUGAAUGGAAAUCUGCCAACGGAUAAGUCCGAAGUUAGGAAGGUCCAACAGAAAGCCGCGAGAUAUUACAUGCAGGGCGACAAGCUCAUUUGCAGAUCAUACUGCGGCCCUCAUCUCACUUGCAUAAAGUACCCUCAAACACUUGAGGUCCUCUGCAAAAUUCAUGACGGCGAGUGUGGCAACCACUCUGGGGGCAGGUCACUCGCCCAGAAGGCUCUAAACGUAGGCUAUUUCUGGCCUACUAUGCGCCAUGACUCCACUGAAUAUGUCAAAAGAUUUACCGACAAUGGUUCGCAAUUCAUCGGCAAGCAGAUCACUACCUUCUUCAAAAAGUAUGGCAUCAAGCAGCAUCUAUCUACCCCAAGAUAUCCUCAAGGCAACGGCCAGGCCGAGGCAUCCAAUAAAAUAAUAUUGGACUGUCUAAAGAAGAGAUUAGAAGGCGCCGAAGGAAAAUGGGUAAAUGAGCUCCCUGGCGUACUAUGGGCUUAUCGCACCACCAAGCGAAGAUCAACUGGUGAAACCCCGUUUUCCCUCGCCAAUGGAACUAAAGCGAUCAUUCAUCCUCACAUCAUUGUCCCCUCUAUAGGCAUCGAAGUGGGCAGUAUUGAGCAGAACUCCGAGCAGAUGAGACUCAACCUUGACUUACUUGAAGGUGAGCACGAGAAGGCCAUUGUCCGAGUCGCCUCCUAUCAACAGCGGUUGAAGUCUUACUAUGACAAAAAAGCCAAGAUCAGACAGUUUCAACCAGGCGACCUUGUGCUAAGAAAGGCCUUCAUCACUGCACAAAGACAAAGGUCUAAAAAGAUGAAACCCAAUUGGGAAGGCCCUUACAUAAUCAGCCGGUCCGGGGGCAGAGGAAGCUAUAUGCUUGACACCAUGGAAGGGAAGGAGAUUCCGCGACAAUGGAACGCCUACCACCUCCAAAGAUACUAUCCAUGA